Molecule: messenger RNA, 1215 nt
Organism: Ochotona curzoniae (black-lipped pika)
Lineage: Eukaryota; Metazoa; Chordata; Mammalia; Lagomorpha; Ochotonidae
Gene: COX7A2L
Product: cytochrome c oxidase subunit 7A-related protein, mitochondrial
Exons: 3
Coding region: 92-490 (132 amino acids)
Biological process (GO): mitochondrial electron transport, cytochrome c to oxygen; mitochondrial respirasome assembly; regulation of oxidative phosphorylation
Source: RefSeq, a predicted model, not a curated record
GCUGAGCCUUGGGACGACCGCCCGGGAGGCAGGGUCCUUCUCCAGGGCGGUCGCGCAGGCAGCGGCUGCAGGAAGCCGGACUCCGGGCGUCAUGUAUUACAAAUUCAGUGGCUUCACGCAGAAGUUGGCGGGCGCUUGGGCUUCGGAUGCCUAUUCCCCGCAGGGAUUAAAGCCCGUGAUUUCCACAGAAGCACCGCCUAUCAUAUUUGCUACUCCAACUAAAUUGACCUCCAGUUCUCCCGCAUAUGAUUAUGCUGGGAAGAACAAAGUUCCUGAGAUGCAGAAGUUUUUCCAGCUUAUAAUUGUAAAACCUUUUUCUUACCAACCAUGCCCUUGUUCAUUCUUUAAGAAAUCAGAUGGUGUGCCUGUCCACCUGAAGCGAGGCCUGCCUGACCAAAUGCUGUACCGGACCACCAUGGUGCUGACCUUGGGAGGGACCAUCUACUGCCUCAUCGCCCUCUACAUGGCUUCACAGCCCAAAAACAAAUGAAUUAGGCUGCCCGGGACUGGUUUGCUUUCUGGCAUUAAAUCCUUUGAAUUUUCACUUUUCAUUGUUUGUUAAUUUUUUGUUGUUAAACUUGGUAUUUUUUUUUUUUUCCCAAGGAAAAAAAGUCAAGAGACUGUUUUGGUUUGUUUAUGAAAUACAUAUGGCUUGCCAGAUGUCAGCACUCAUUUGACAGUCAAAUCUAUUGUUUCAAGAAACAGCGCUGUGUCCUGUAUUUGGGUUUCUGAUUUGCCUGGUGGUUCUGGAGGAAAGUUGUGCACGUGCUCAUGGAGGGCAGCCCCUGCUGAGGCCCCAGGGACUUGGGGUUGCGGUUCUGAACCGGGGUGCAGGAGCCUUUCUGGAUUUGGGGUGUGACUCGAGGAAGGACGGCAGAACCCAGGGCCUGGCACUCGGGUGAAGGGUCCAAGGCGCUUUGGGGGUUUCCUCUUCACUCUUCAGCAAGAUGUUAGUAGAUCCUGUUUGCAGCCUGCCUCUGUUCACCACUCAGUUUGUUUCAAAGGAUUAUUUGCCUCACCUUGGCUUCUUAGUGGAUUUUCAUGUGUCACUGUUUAUUUAUUCCAGCCUGGGAACAGAACACCUGUUUAGUAUUGCCCUUUGGACUGGUGUCUUGUUAACGCAGCCGCGCCACAAAUUUUCUUUUGUCUUUUAAAAAUGUUAUGGCUUUAAAUUAUGAUUUAUUUUGAUUGUGGAAUAAAUACAUGAAUGGAAAA